AUCCAUACAUACAUCUUAUCCGGUGAGAAACACAAUGUUGUCAUUCCAAGGCUUCAUUUUGACUUGGUAGAGAGUGGGCGGUACAAAGACUAUACAUGGGGAAAGGAAGCGUUUGAUGAUUUGAUCAGAAGUCUUCACCAUAAGAUGGAUAAGACAAAACAGUAUUACUGUCUUCGAGGUUUUCCGUUUGCUAUGCAAGCAUGGCUAUACGAGUGCUGCUCUAAUGUUUACCCAAAUUUGACAGUAAAAAAUGGAGAUCGUAUUCCCAGAAUGUUCAACUGGAAAACCAAAGACGAAUCACCACAUUUUAAAGAUCUCAUGACUGGCAUGUUCAACGAUGACGACUCAGAGGACCGUCUUACUUAUAAGAAUAUUGUGCCGACCAUCAAUGAGAUUGAGGAACUUGGAUUGCGUCCAUAUCUCUCUAGUAAAUCUGCAUCAACACUUCAACAACAGGUUGAGGAUGACUAUGAUGACUUUAGUUCCACACCACCCCAUUUGGCUGCGGCUAAACAUCCUCAAAAUAAAGGUGUAUCACAAUCUCCACCUCACAAGAAGCCGAGACAGAUGCCAAUGGUACCAUCGCCAGUGAAGAAGACAACAUCUCCAAUUACACGUUCUGUUAAUCAUCCGAGUGGUGGACGAUUGACCAGACGUCCUGGUUUGGCAUCAACUAGGUAUGCUUCAACAAGGGAAAAAGAACAAUCAUGUCCAAUACCCACCCCCUAUCUGUUGUUCCUGUUGACGUCCCAUCUACUAGCAAAUCCGAUGAUAUCUCUGGUCUAAGGGAGGAACUUAAUGAGUUUAAGAAGAAUGUAAGUCUUAUUUUUUGUUCUUUAUCUUAUUUAUUUAUGUAUUAUAUUACUGUUUAAUAAGGAAUGUAAUUUUAUGAUUUUCUUGUUUGAAAUUUUAGAUUUUCGCCGAAUUCAAGGAUCUUCACAAAGUCAUUAACAAAAACUUUGCAAAGGUUUUUGAAUAUAUGAAAGUGAAUCAAACUUCAGAAAAGGUAUUAAAAAGUUAUACAUAUACAAUUGUUUGAAAU
Lycium ferocissimum is the source of this 1042-nucleotide messenger RNA. RefSeq lists its product as uncharacterized. The record is from RefSeq and is a predicted model, not a curated record. The coding region runs from base 145 to 786 and encodes 213 amino acids. The transcript has 2 exons. Lineage: Eukaryota; Viridiplantae; Streptophyta; Magnoliopsida; Solanales; Solanaceae.